AGGGAGAGAGAUGGUUAUGUAGUGCAGUUCAGGCCAUACAACGUUCUCUCUGAAGAGGAUUUCUGCUGUUUACGAAAGGCAUCAGAGCAUCCUUCAACUCCUGGGUACAUCUUCAUAACACGCAAUCAUGAAGGUGGCGUCCUUCAACGUCAGAAGAUUGGGCACAAGCAAAGUGGCUGAUAAGAAUGUCCUGAAAUAUCUCAUCAAGAUUGUGUCCCGUUACAGUGUCUUCUUGAUCCUAGAAGUGGUUGAUAGGACUGGCCAGGCCAUGACAACGUUCCUUAAAGAGCUAAAUGACACAAGGGCCAACAAGAAGCAUCCUUACACCAUGGUGAAGAGUACCAGACUGGGGCGCGACACCUACAAGGAACAGUUUGUCUUCCUCUACAGAGAGGACCAUGUGAAGCUGACUGACAGCUAUCAGUAUAAGGACAACCAGGUGGGAGACGAGGACGCCUUCGCUAGAGAGCCCUACAUCCUCCGCUUCACCUGUCUCAAUACAGUGCUGAAAGACCUCGUGUUGAUCCCGGUGCACACCAAGCCUGAAGACUCUGUGAAGGAAUUGGAUGAGCUGUACGACGUCGUGAAAGUAGUGAAGAGGAAGUGGAAGACUGAUAACAUCAUGAUCCUGGGCGAUUUCAAUGCGGACGGAAGUUAUGUCACCAAGAAAGGCAUGACGAAUAUCCGUAUCCGUAGUGACAAGAAGUUCCACUGGGUGAUUGGAGAUGAUGUGGACACCACAGCCAACACAAGCAACGACCACACCUACGACAGGAUUGUGAUGUACGGGGAUGAUAUGUUGGAGGCGAUGGUCCCCAACUCAGCCAAGCCCUUCAACUACCACAAAGCCUUUCACUUAUCUGAAGCUAUGGCUUUGAGUAUCAGUGACCACUACCCUGUAGAGGUGGAGCUGACGACGGCUGAAACUGUACCACAGAAGAAAGAGGAAAAAGAGAUAGAGGAAGUAGAGACUCCCAGUGUAAAUCCAAUACCACGGAAGAAGAAAAGACUCGUGAGAAAGUUAAUAGGGAAGUCAAAACAAGCCUAGAUGUAUAUAAAUAAUUAUAUUCUAACUGUAAAUCUGUUUCUGUUUGUUUCAAAUGUUUCAAGUGCUUUACUUAAUAAAGACCUACAUGCAAUAUUCUAUGUAGGAAAUGUUAUUUUACGAUAAAACAUUUUCUCAGUAAACC
Messenger RNA from Oncorhynchus mykiss (rainbow trout), 1190 nucleotides. RefSeq names its product Deoxyribonuclease gamma (gene dnsl3). Gene Ontology annotation, cellular component: nucleus. NCBI's taxonomy places the organism in Eukaryota, Metazoa, Chordata, Actinopteri, Salmoniformes, Salmonidae. Gene Ontology annotation, molecular function: DNA binding; deoxyribonuclease I activity. Gene Ontology annotation, biological process: DNA catabolic process. The record is from RefSeq and is marked provisional.